Closterium sp. NIES-65 is the source of this 3459-nucleotide messenger RNA. The record is from the annotation of a GenBank genome assembly. NCBI's taxonomy places the organism in Eukaryota, Viridiplantae, Streptophyta, Zygnematophyceae, Desmidiales, Closteriaceae.
AUGGCGAAUGGCGGUGCAGCGGCGAUUAACGGUGGAGCGGCGAUUGGCGGUGGAGCGGCGGCGGAUAAAAGCGGCGCCGCGACGGGUUUCGGAACAGGCAGCGGCGAAGCGAGGGGAGGCGGCGGGAAGUCGGCGGUGACGAGCGCGGGAACCGGCGACGGCAACGGGUCGAUGGAAGAAGGCGCUUCGGUGGGGAAGAAGUCGGGAGGCACGAGGCGGCUGGCGGAACGCGGAGCGGACGGGAAGCGGCCGCGCAAGCGGUGCAAGCUGGUGCUGUUCGAGAGCCGUCUGCCGCGCGACGGGUUCGUGUGGCUCAAGUACGGCCAGAAGGAGCUGUCGGGCGGCACCAUGACGAGGCACUACUUCAAGUGCAACGCGGCGGACUCGGCGGCUGCGUGCGAGGCGAAGCGCAUCGUGGACUACAACAAGGUGGACCCCCGCCACCCCAUCCGCGUCUCCACCACCGGCGCGCACAACCACGACGCGCCCGCCGCCCCGCUCGGCCUCAGCCUGUGCAGGGAAGGGGAGGCGGCAGGCGAGGGGGGCGCGGGGGCCGCGGGGGGCGAAGGGGACGACGGGGAAGAGGGGGAGGUGUUUUAUGAGAGAACGGGGGAAGAUCGGGAGUGGGGGGAAGAGGAGGAGUACUACCAGCAGCCGCCGCCGCCCCCGCCAUUGCCACUACCACAGGCGCCGGCACUGCCGCCGCCGCCCCCGCAGCAGCAGCUGCAGCAGCAGCGGUCCCCUCUGAUGCACCAACUGUCGGCUCCUGUUGGAUUCUCCGCCUCCCACUCCCACUCCCCGCACGCCUCCUCCCUCCCACCCUCACAAGCGUUCGCACAUGGCGACCGGCGGCUGGCGCUCUCAAACCCGCGCACCCACUCCAAGCCCUCCGCGCCCCCUUGCUCCCCCUCCCACCUGCCCCUGCACGCCCCUCCGCCGCCGCCCAACGCUCUUCCAGACCAGCACGGCGGGGCCCUGGCUGCGUUUCCGCAGCAACAAAUAUCCUCGCUACAAUCACAGAACGUAUCCUCGCUGCAGCGACAAUCCCCCUUACAGCGUCAAUUCUCGUUGAAGCAACAAGACAUUUCUUCAUUACAGCCACAAGCCAUGUCCUCCUUACAGCGCCAACCCUCGUUACAGCCACAGGCCCUGUCCGCCUUACAGCGGCAGUCCGCGUUACAACCCGGCUCAAUGCUUCCAGGAGUGGGGUGCGCGAGAGGCAGAGUGCGCAUGGGGAGUGCGCUGACGGCCCUGGCAUGGCGGCAGGGGGGAGAGCUGGAGGGGCAGCACGGAGGGCAGGGACAAGGGUGGCGGGAGCAAGGGUGGCAUGAGCAGGGGCGGCAGGAGCAGGGGCGGCAGGAGCAGGGGCGGCAGGAGCAGGGGCGGCAGGAGGAGGGGCGGCAGGAGCAGGGGCGGCAGGAGCAAGGGCGGCAGGAGCAAGGGCGGCAGGAGCAGGGGCGGCAGGAGCAGGGGCGUGUGGGAGACACGGCAGGAGUGUCGGAGGCCGCUCAAGAGGGCAGGCAAGCCGUGUCGCCCCCUCUGCCCACACCCAUGCCGCCCGCACCCAUGCCCGCACCCAUGCCCGCACCCAUGCCCGCACCCAUGCCCGCACCCAUGCCUGCACCCAUGCCCACACCCAUGCCCGCGCCCAUGCCAGCAGCGGUGCCAGCAGCAAUAUCUGGAGUGGGCAGGGAGGGUGGAGCGGGGGAUUGGCUUGCGGAACGACAAGCAGCAAGAGCGGCAGAAGCAUCUGACGGGCAGCCGCGGCCGCUUGGGCGCACAGCAUCUGCACCCGUGGGGCGGAUUGGGGCGGCGGAGGGGGGUGGGGCAGCGGCGGGUGGGGGGCGAGGGGGGCCUCGGCAGGCGUUUGGCGUGGAUUGCUCCAUGCCUCUGCUGCAGCAGUGGCUGCAACACCGCGCCACACAAACCCAGCAACAGCAGCCGCUGAGCCCACCGCAGCCGCCAAGCCUUCCACAGCAGCAAAGAGUCCAGCGGCCACCUUCACAGCAGCAGCAGCAGCAGCAGCAGCAGCGAACACAAGAAGCGUCGGGCGCACCGACGGGUGAUGGACACCCCAUGGGAGCAAUGAGACGGCACGAGGACGGUGCGAUGGGAGCAGUGGCGACGGCAGGCGCAGCUCAGGCAGCAGAGGGAGCGCCUCAACGGUUGGUGCGGCAGGGCCAGGCACAGGUGGCAGAGGCACAGCAGGCAGCACAGGUGGUAGCGCAAGCACAGCCCAGGCAGGCAUCACACAAAUCAUCAGUUCCCAUCCCAGCAGCAGCAGCAGCACCACUAGAGGCAGAGGCGACAACCCGAGGCACCUUUCCUGAUCAUGCAGCGCAUGCCCCACGCUCAGCGCCGCCAGGGUCAGCGGCGCCACACGCGGUGGUGGCAGCGCGGGUGGAGGCGCUGCGGCGGCAGCAGGAGGAGGCGACGAGGAGGGAGGUGGAGGCGGCAGCAGCGGUGCGGCAGCUGGAGGCGCAGCUGGAGCAGCAGCGCGCCGCCGCCGCCCAGGCGCGCGCCCGCGCUGCUGCCGCCCAGGCGGAGGCGGAGAUGAAGCUGGCCGCCCUGCGGAGACAGCUGCAGGCGGAGCACAGCCCCCGCGACGGAGGAGCGGCGGCUGGGGGCGUGGCGGCGGAGGGGGUGGCCGCUGGUGGGGUGGCGGCUGGGGGUGUGACAGCUGGGGGAGUGGCGGGCGGGGGUAUAGGGUCGAGGGCAGGGAGAGGGGUGGUGGUAAAGGAAGAGGCGAUUGGGGAGGAGGCUGUGGCGGAUGAGAUGCCCGUGGGUGUCACCUCCGCUUUCGCGCCAGUCACCACCUCCCCCACUACCAGCCAAAAUUGCACCCAGGAACGCGGCGACAGCCAGUGCGAGAACCAGGGGGAGAGUGGGAGCAUGAGAGAGGGUGCGGGAAGGGUGGAGAGGCAGGGGGGUGCGCGGGGCAGGAACAGCAGCACGGCGGCACUGGCGCUGUCACUGUCGUGUGUGGCGCUGCGCCUCGUGCUGCAGCUGCAGGAGGCUGCCAGGGCGGAGCAGCAGGGGGUGGUCGGUGCGGAGGAGAAGCAAGCAGGUGGUGGCGGAGAGGCGGAUGGACGGAAUGGGUCGGAGCAGUUUGGUGUGGGCAUGGUGGCAGCUGCAGGUGGAGGUGUGGAAGCAGGUGGAGCAGGAAGCAGAGAGGGCUGUGGAGGGGGUGGAGCAGGCAGGGAAGCGCCAUUCCUUGAUGGCCCGGCUCACAGCGCUCCUGAGAUGUCCACGCUCACUGCAGCCGCCGUGCCCACUGCCUCAUCCAUGGCUUUCCCCGGUGCUUUUCUGCAGGCGGGGGGCAUGUGGGAGAGCAGGGGCGGUGUGAGGAGCAGAGUGGAUGCCGUGGGCAGCAGCACAGGGGCGCCGCCCCCCAGCCCCGCGGACUCACAUGCGCCCUGCAGUGCUGCCAGGCGUGUUGACGUGGAGCUGCGCCUCUGA